CAGUUUGGACAGUAACCCAAGCCAGUACAAACACAGCCCAAAUAUAUCCACAGCCACUCUGCGGUUGGGGAUUGAGUGGGCAUCUGGAUCAAGACUGGCACUAGAGUAGAGUCAAACAGAAUAACAGAAGGAAAGAAAGUUUAGGAUCUUACUUUUGUUGACUAAAAGGUGUCCAAAAAGCAGUCUGGGAUGAACUUCACUUUGGACUUCAAAGCAGGGAUGGGAGACUCAAUGGAGAACUUAGAGAAGCAGCUCAUUUGCCCCAUCUGUCUGGAGAUAUUCACUAAGCCUGUGGUCAUCUUACCCUGCCAGCACAACCUCUGUAGGAAGUGUGCCAAUGAUGUUUACCAGGCCUCUAACUCUUUUUGGCAAAACCGGAGCUCUACCACUGUGUCUACAGCGGGACGUUUCCGCUGCCCAUCUUGUCGCCAUGAAGUGAUAUUGGACCGGCAUGGUGUAUACGGCCUUCAGAGGAACCUGCUAGUGGAGAAUAUCAUUGAUAUCUACAAAUCAGAGACUAACAGGCCACUCCUGCCCAAAACAGAGCAACAGCAGCUGAUGUGUGACCAGCAUGAGGAAGAGAAGAUCAACAUCUACUGCCUCACCUGUGAGACACCGACAUGCUCCAUGUGCAAGGUGUUCGGGGCUCACAAGGACUGUGAUGUGGCCCCGUUGACGGUCAUCUACAAGAGACAAAAGACAGAGCUAAGUGAUGCCAUAGCCGUCUUGGUGGCAGGAAAUGACAGAAUACAGGCCCUGAUCUCACAGAUGGAGGAUAUUUGUAGGACUGUCAAGGAAAACGGUCGGCGACAGAUGCAGAACAUCUCUGAUAAGUUUGAUGAACUUUUUGCCAUCAUAGAAGAGCGUAAAAGGGAACUUAUAGAGACUGUCGGCCGUGAGCAGGACCGAAAACUGGGCCACGUCCGCUCCCUUAUGCGUCGCCACGGAGACCACUUAGAGAUGUCCAUCAAACUGGUGGAAACAGCCAUCCAGUCCAUGGAGGAACCUCAGAUGGCUGUGUUUCUGCAGAGUGCAAAGGAAGUGUUCAAGAAGAUCACAGACACUGCCAAGGCCUCCAACAUUGAGCAGACGGAGGCAGGCUUUGAGAGCAUGGACCACUUCAUCAUCAACACGGAGAAUGCGGCCGACAUGCUGAGAGGCAUCGACUUCCAAACAGCUGAAGAUGGAGAAGACAGCAGUGAUGAAGCUCCUGAAGACCUGACCAACUCACCUGGUCAGAGUGGUGAAUCAGGGAGACUCUAACUUAUUUUUAAACCCAAGGGUAUUUCCUGUGCGGACUUAAGAGAGACUAUAAGGAGGAGGUUUUCUUUAAUCCUUUCAACAUGGCAAGAGCUUCUUUCAUCUGGCGUUUUGUGGCGACUCUGAGCUAUAGUUCAGGAAUUACACAUUUAUUCAUAGCUUUUACAUUCUGGAUGUUUAAAACUAUGUUUAUGAUGCAGUUUUUGGUCUUUUUUGAUCACAUAACUUUGGCAGAGUUGAUACAACUUAAAAUUAGAGGAGAACAUUUGAAACCAGAAAACAUUUGUGGGUUGUCCAAAUAUCACAUAAUUUUUGCAGAAUUGAUACCACUUAAAAUUAGGGACAUAUAAUUAAAAAUAUCUAUAAUAUAUAUAUAUAUAUAUAUAUAUAUAUAAGCCAUUUUUUCCUUUUUUAUGUUUAUUUAUUUGGACAAGCCAAAUUUUUCAUAGUUUUUGUAGGUAAUCUGUACAAUAUUUUUAAUUUUCAAAUAAAGACGCUUUGUGUUUUUAUUAAAAGUUGUGAAUGAUGUGUAUAAAAUAGGCUGAUAAUUCUGUAUUCAUCUACAAAUCCACCCAACCUUAUUUGAAAAUUGUAAUAAUGAUUCAUUUGAAUUGAAACUGCAAAUGUCACUACCUAAUUCAAGCAUUAUUGUCACAUGUAAAAACGCUUUUGGAAUUAAGACCAUUACAGCCCUUCAAUUCAUUAACAUUUCAAAAGAACGUAGGGUCAUUUCCAUCUCACCUGUUACUCAUGUGUUUUUAUGUUUUGUGUGUAAAUGUUCAACCCGUGUGAUCAUUACCACUUUUAAUGGGUGAUAAUGAGCUUUCCAUGUUUGCAGUUACUUGUAAAAGGCAUGUAGUCUCAUUUAUUUCUGCAGAGUUCAAAAUACAAAGGCAUGUUUAUGCAUUUAGGUGCAAUAUAAUAUGUAAUUUACAUAAUGAUAAGCAAUAUACAAUGUACAGUAUAUCUCAA
Molecule: messenger RNA, 2232 nt
Organism: Megalobrama amblycephala (Wuchang bream)
Lineage: Eukaryota; Metazoa; Chordata; Actinopteri; Cypriniformes; Xenocyprididae
Gene: trim54
Product: tripartite motif containing 54
Exons: 9
Coding region: 190-1263 (357 amino acids)
Molecular function (GO): zinc ion binding
Source: RefSeq, a predicted model, not a curated record